UAUCCCCGACCAACCAUUUGAGCCCUUGUAACUGAACCGAAGCAGAGAAAGCAGUGAUGGAAACCUGUUCCUAUCCAAGACCACAUCCCUUAUCCUCACUCUCUUCAACUUCACUAAGCUCAUCAAAACACCUUCUUCAACUCCCAAUCUUAACACCAACAUAUAGGAACCAAUCUCGUCAACCACAAUUUACCUCAAUCUCUGCAACUCUAAAUACUCCAAGAGGCUUCGGACCAUCCCCAAAAAAGGCCAAGAAGACCAAGAUACCAAAGAAAGACUAUGAUGAAGAGGAAGAUGAUGAUGAUGAUGAUGAAGAGGAAGAAGAUCGAGAAGAAGGCAUUAUACCAGAGAUAGUCACCAACAGAAUGAUGAGCAGAAUGGGAUUUUCAGUGGGUGUCCCUUUGUUUAUAGGGCUAUUGUUCUUCCCAUUCUUUUACUACUUGAAAGUUGGGUUGAAGAUAGAUGUGCCCACUUGGAUACCCUUUAUUGUAUCAUUCAUCUUCUUUGGGACAGCCCUUUUGGGGGUUAGCUAUGGGAUUGUGUCAUCCAGUUGGGAUCCUUUGAGAGAAGGGUCAUUCUUGGGUUGGAAUGAAGCUCAGAAGAAUUGGCCUGUGUUCUGGCAGUCAAUUUGGGGUGGUGGAUCAAAGAAGAAGAAGUAGAACUUGUACAAUCUGCUGUUAUUGCAUAAUCAUUCAUCAACAAUUAAUGCCCCUUUUCUGGGAAUGACUUGCCUAAAUUUUGAUGAUUGCCUUUUCUACAUUUCUUUAGUUCAUAUACUCCACAACACAAGACCCCAUUUAUUUUCCCCUACAUAUAAUGGCUUCGCUGUUUGUAGUUGUUGCCAUUGA
This is a messenger RNA of Coffea eugenioides, 848 nucleotides long. Its product is annotated as protein PAM68, chloroplastic. The transcript has a single exon. The record is from RefSeq and is a predicted model, not a curated record. The coding region runs from base 57 to 659 and encodes 200 amino acids. NCBI's taxonomy places the organism in Eukaryota, Viridiplantae, Streptophyta, Magnoliopsida, Gentianales, Rubiaceae.